Molecule: messenger RNA, 525 nt
Organism: Rhodotorula toruloides NP11
Lineage: Eukaryota; Fungi; Basidiomycota; Microbotryomycetes; Sporidiobolales; Sporidiobolaceae
Exons: 4
Coding region: 1-525 (174 amino acids)
Source: RefSeq, a predicted model, not a curated record
AUGCCAAGCGGCUCCAGCUUCUGGGACAACUUUCUCAACUACUCGAGCGUCACCAUCGGGAACUUCGACGAGAAGGAGGCCUCGGGGUGGGCUGCCAGGCUCGCCAAAGUCGACUCCCUCACCACCGCCGCAGCUGUCAGCCACCGGAUCGAAGAAAUACGCCACCUCCUUGAGUACUGCCACGUCCUCACGGACAAGCAGAGGAGCAGACUGAACGCGAAGAUCGCAAUUCUUGAAAGUGAAUACGAGGAGCUUCAGUACCAGGAGGCGCGCACUCCAUCAGCGCAACACCGGGCUAGGCAAGACGAAUCGCUCCCGCUCGUGCACCUGCCCACUCCGCCUGUAGACCGGGCGCCGACUCCGCCUCCCAAGGACGACUCGAACCCAGAGAGUCCGCGCAGAACCCGGAAGAUGUCGUGGUUCAAGAACAAGAAGAAGAGUCAGACCUACUCGCUUGCGAAGGGCGCAGCGGGUGAGGGAGGGUAUAGGCGUGCGAAGCGCUACUUUGGCGAGGAGUACGUCUAG